AAAUUAUAUCGGAAUUAUGCAGGGAUCAAAGUCGUCAGACGUAACGAAUUAAGCUAGCGACUCCGCCACUCGAUCUAGGUAGAUCAUUAAGUUCGCGCUUUUUCUUUGUCGGCCAAGACUGUAGAGAGAAUCGCUCAAAAUGUCCACGCCAAUGGCGCAAGCGGAGGCUGAGAAGCGUCCAGAUCCUAUCCCCGAGGAGUGGGCACUGAUCGAGAAUGACCCUCGCCCCGGUCGGCUACAGGUCGAGGCGAUGUUCGAUUAUGCGGGUCUGUUGUAUCUUCGCUUCGUCUCGUGUGCGACGUUUUUCCGCAACGUAUACGUUUUCCAAGAUGUGUUGGCGGCGCAGGCAAACGUCUAUUGCGCGGGGAAGACGUAUCAGGCCUGGCUGGAGACGCUUUUGUUAUGGUCUGACUUUUUCCAUCUUUCCCCGCAUCUUGAUCUCCUUUCUUCUUGUUUUCUAGUGAAAUACAAAGUGAAGCAAAGGGUUCAAGAUGGGGAGAGCGAGAUGGAAUAGUAUUGCCUCUAAUUUUGGGGAACUUCUUUGGAACCUGGGAGGUACUGCAGGACCACUUGAAGUGGAUACCGAUACGAAGGCUCAUAGUCGCGUUUUGCUUCGCGAGCUUCGUGAAGUCGGAGCGCAUCACAACUAUCGAGAAGCAAGCACAAGCGCUCGACCAGGAAGUGCAACAAAUGCAACAGGCAGCCUUCAAUCCAGAGCGAGCAGCCUUGUCGAAGCCGAAGGAGGAUGAAGGGGCUCAAUUGUGUGAAACGGGUUUCAACACAAAGAGCCACGAAGUUUUGCAGAAUUUCAACCGCGCCGUUGUGUAUUUCGCGCCGCUCCUGGGGCGUCUCACAACAGACCUGGAAGACGGUUACGAAAGCGACUAAACUUAUGACUUUCGGAAAUACAUCUUCAGAAGCAUCCUGUGGCACUCUCUAAGGGAAACAGAGGCCCAAGAUGGUCCCCUAGAUGAAUUCCCGGAAGGUCUAAUAAACGCUCGGAGAAGGCGAGAGGUCGUCGACCGUCGAUGAGGAAACAAGAAGGGAAACCAGGCUUCUGUGCAGAGGGGUGGGCACACUUCAAGAAGCCAAAGGGGAGUCGCAGGCAGUUACCAGACUGGCAAUAUUUCUUACUUUCAUUCCACAAAUCACAGAGACAGAAAAGGUUGAUUGAUAGAGGUCGCGCGCCACGGUAUACGAAGGCUAGAUACAGUGCGUAGCGCUCCAACUCCUCUUGCUAAGAUCUUUCAUCUGUUUCCGGUAAAUUCAGUGGUAUGGAAGCGAGAAC
This is a messenger RNA of Amoebophrya sp. A25, 1288 nucleotides long. The record is from the annotation of a GenBank genome assembly. Lineage: Eukaryota; Dinophyceae; Syndiniales; Amoebophryaceae.